Messenger RNA from Nannospalax galili (Upper Galilee mountains blind mole rat), 2874 nucleotides. It is a transcript of the gene Sema3d, whose product is annotated as semaphorin 3D. The transcript has 18 exons. Gene Ontology annotation, biological process: positive regulation of cell migration; negative chemotaxis; semaphorin-plexin signaling pathway. Gene Ontology annotation, molecular function: chemorepellent activity; semaphorin receptor binding. NCBI's taxonomy places the organism in Eukaryota, Metazoa, Chordata, Mammalia, Rodentia, Spalacidae. The coding region runs from base 509 to 2842 and encodes 777 amino acids. The record is from RefSeq and is a predicted model, not a curated record.
CCUUCCGCGGCAAGGGAAGGUUUGUGCUUUGGGAAGGGGCCUGGAGCUGGGGGAGGAGAUCGGAAGGGGGAGGUAAUCCCCGGCGUUUUGAACAGCCCCUAUUUAGAAAGACCGAGUCUCUCCCAGGACAGCUGCUGCGGUCACACCACAAACUUAAAAGCCGCCCUCCUGUUAGAAGCGUGCCUUUCCUCAGCACACUCUCCUGGCCAAAGCGCCAGCUGGUGCGUCGCUGUCCACGGGGCUCCGGGAGCCGGAGCGCCCCCUGCCUCCGAGUCCGGCCUCUGCGGCCGCCGCCUCCACGCUUGGCCAGGGCCGCCCGGCUCCUCGGUUCAUCAACCCAGUACUACUGCUCCGGGAACUAGCGCCCGGACCCCAGGUCAAGGGUCGCUUGGCCUCACCCCGUAAGCCCUUCCUUUGCCCCAGAAACGGAGUCCGAGGGAGGGGGAAGGCGAGAAGAGUGCCUGGCAGAGUACAUUAGCAGUGUUUGAAACAAAACAGUGCUUUCAUCAUGGAUGCUAAUGAAGAUGAGAAACCAAGGUCUAGGAGUCAAUAUCGUCACCUUUUUCAUACUUUGAUGAUGUUAAGCAUGACCAUGUUGUUUCUUCCCAUCAUGGGAACUUCCAAACAAAAUAUUCCACGACUCAAGCUAACCUACAAAGAUUUGAUUCUUUCAAAUAGCUGUGUUCCAUUUUUGGGUUCAUCAGAAGGACUGGAUUUCCAAACUCUUCUUUUGGAUGAGGAGAGAGGCAGGCUGCUCCUCGGAGCCAAGGACAACAUUUUCCUGCUCAAUCUAGUUGACUUAAACAAAAAUUUCAAGAAGAUUUAUUGGCCUGCUGCAAAAGAAAGAGUGGAAUUAUGUAAAUUAGCUGGGAAAGAUGCCAACAGUGAAUGUGCAAAUUUCAUUCGAGUACUUCAACCCUAUAAUAAGACUCAUCUUUAUGUGUGUGGAACUGGAGCAUUUCAUCCAAUAUGUGGAUAUGUCGAUCUUGGACUCCACAAGGAGGAACUCAUAUUCAAACUAGAGAUGCAUAGCUUGGAGUCUGGCAGACUGAAGUGCCCGUUUGAUCCUCAGCAACCCUUUGCUUCUGUAAUGACAGAUGAGUACCUCUACUCUGGAACAGCUUCUGAUUUCCUUGGCAAAGAUACUGCAUUCACACGGUCCCUCGGGCCAACGCAGGACCACCAUUACAUCAGAACUGACAUUUCAGAGCACUACUGGCUCAAUGGAGCAAAAUUUAUUGGAACUUUCCCCAUACCAGACACCUAUAAUCCAGAUGAUGAUAAAAUCUAUUUCUUCUUUCGAGAAUCAUCCCAGGAAGGCAGUACUUCUGAUAAGAGCAUUCUUUCAAGAGUUGGAAGAGUUUGUAAGAAUGAUGCAGGUGGCCAACGCAGCCUGAUAAACAAAUGGACGACUUUUCUUAAGGCCAGAUUGAUUUGCUCAAUUCCUGGAAAUGACGGGGCAGACACUCAUUUUGAUGAACUUCAAGAUAUCUAUUUACUCCCCACAAGAGAUGAAAGAAAUCCUGUAGUGUAUGGAGUCUUUACUACAGCCAGCUCCAUCUUCAAAGGCUCUGCUGUCUGUGUGUACAGCAUGGCUGACAUCAGAGCAGUUUUUAAUGGCCCGUAUGCUCACAAGGAAAGUGCAGACCAUCGUUGGGUGCAGUAUGAUGCAAGGAUACCUUAUCCACGCCCUGGCACAUGUCCAAGCAAAACAUAUGACCCGCUGAUUAAAUCUACCCGAGACUUUCCAGACGAUGUCAUCAGUUUCAUAAAACGGCAUCCAGUGAUGUACAAGGCAGUGUACCCAGCAGCUGGGGUACCAACCUUCAAACGAAUCAAUGUGGACUAUAGACUGACGCAGAUAGUGGUGGAUCAUGUAGUGGCUGAAGACGGCCAGUAUGAUGUCAUGUUUCUUGGCACAGACAUAGGAACAGUCCUUAAAGUUGUGAGCAUUUCCAAGGAGAAGUGGCAUAUGGAAGAGGUUGUAUUGGAAGAAUUGCAGGUAUUCAAGCAUCCAACAGCCAUCUUGAACAUGGAGUUGUCUCUGAAGCAGCAACAAUUGUACAUUGGUUCCCGGGAUGGUUUGGUUCAGCUCUCUUUGCACAGAUGCGACACUUAUGGGAAAGCAUGUGCAGACUGCUGUCUUGCCAGAGACCCCUACUGUGCCUGGGAUGGAAAUGCAUGCUCGAGAUAUGCUCCCACUUCAAAAAGGCGAGCUAGACGCCAGGAUGUAAAGUAUGGGGACCCAAUUACCCAGUGUUGGGACAUAGAAGACAGCAUUAGUCAUGAAACAGCUGACGAAAAGGUGAUUUUUGGAAUUGAAUUUAAUUCAACCUUUCUGGAAUGCAUACCUAAAUCCCAACAAGCAUCCAUUAAGUGGUACAUCCAGCGGUCAGGAGAUGAACAUCGAGAGGAGUUGAAACCUGAUGAAAGGAUCAUCAAAACUGACUAUGGGCUACUGAUUCGAAGUCUGCAGAAGAGGGACUCUGGGAUGUAUUACUGCAAAGCACAGGAGCACACUUUCAUCCACACCGUAGUGAAGCUGACUUUGAAUGUCAUUGAGAACGAACAGAUGGAAAAUACCCAGAGGGCAGAGCAUGAGGAGGGGCAGGUCAAGGAUCUAUUGGCUGAGUCACGGUUGAGAUACAAAGACUACAUCCAAAUCCUUAGCAGCCCAAACUUCAGCUUGGACCAGUACUGCGAACAGAUGUGGCACAGGGAGAAGCGGAGACAGCGCAACAAGGGCGGCCCAAAGUGGAAGCACAUGCAGGAAAUGAAGAAGAAGCGAAACCGGCGGCAUCACAGGGACACGGUUGAGCUCCUCGGAGCCAUGGCUACGUAGUUUUCUAUUUAAUUUAAAGAGAGAACUAUUUA